CGCACUGUACGUGCUCGUCGUCGGGCCUCGCCACGGCGCCCUCACCCUCCUUCGCUCUCUUGUUCAAUGUCGUCUGCUAUCGCUAGCUAUGAAUCCUUCCUAGUCAAGAAUGUCUCUACCAUCUCUUCGGUCGAGUCCACCCUCAGAUCCAUCACUUGGCUUCUUCCUGGCAGAUUCAAAGAUGCAGAGCUGGCCUCUGAGGCUCUGGCUGCAUCGCUCAAUGUAUUGAGCUUGUACCAUGAUACACUACUCGCCAGGAUAAUCGACGCAGAGCCAAAACACAAACCUCUUCUACCUCCCUCUCUCCAUACUCGCUAUACUCGCGCAUGGGCAGAUGGCCACGUCCGUUACAAAUGGAUUGCCAGGGUGCUGGAGCUUGUUCGCUUUACUGAGCUCUUGAUUGAGAUGGGUCUACGGAGGAAGUUCUCAGAGAAGGGCCGGUGGAGAGGCAUCGUUUUACUGGAGGCCAUCAAAGCUAUGCUUCGCUUCGCUCUUCUUCGCAUCACACGACGACCAAUUUUGUCGCCCCCUAUUCCUGAGCGAGACAUAGAUCCCGCUAAUUUGCCUCCUCCGUCCAACACAUCUUCGCCGACUCUUGCUCCUUCUUCACCCCCGUCAUCCCCACCACUGACACCCGAACACCUGAGGAACAACCAUGUUCCAUUGCAUCCACAUCCACUACUUGCCUCUCCAUUGCCUCAGACCAAGCAUACCUCCCCCGUGGAAGAGUAUCUUCUAUCCAAGGCUCUCACCACCGCCUCCGUGAAAACACCAACUUCACUCGUCAGACCUCUUGUCUCACCGAAAGAAUGGUUGUCAGAAAGUCUCUACAUUAUUCGUCCUUUAAUUUACGCCAUCAUGCUUUCGGCAGACCGUAAAUCUAAUCGCCCCCUAAUGGUGUCACUCGCGAUGGAGCUUUUGUCCAGGAAUAUUCGCCGAGUACCUUCUAACUCGUCUUCCCUCGAACGGGGGGAGUAUGCGCGCAGAGAUAGAGAUCUAUUCUGGUAUCUUGUGCGCGGAUCCAUCUGGGAGACUUGGACGAGACCGAAGUUGGAAGCCUUCGCAAAUAACACCGAACGCAUCCCUGUCUUCAACCUCAUCAGCGGUUUACUCAAAGACUGGAUGCCGCUCAUUGACGAAUACCACUACUAUACUGCCUCAUAGCCUGCUGUUUAUGCUGCACCCGUUUCCUUUCUCUCACUGCGGAUCUAUCUGUAUCUGUACUCGUGUGUGUGGUUACCUUUUCAGUUCAUUAUGCGACUUAUUUCCUC
Stereum hirsutum FP-91666 SS1 is the source of this 1271-nucleotide messenger RNA. Its product is annotated as peroxisome membrane protein. NCBI's taxonomy places the organism in Eukaryota, Fungi, Basidiomycota, Agaricomycetes, Russulales, Stereaceae. Bases 67 to 1164 code for a protein of 365 amino acids. Gene Ontology annotation, cellular component: peroxisomal membrane. The transcript has 6 exons. The record is from RefSeq and is a predicted model, not a curated record. Gene Ontology annotation, biological process: peroxisome organization.